GUGAACAAAAUUUCACCAGGCUGGGUGAAGUUGCUAACUUCUUCAAUCGUUAAAUUAGUUCACAAUGUGGCGGUUGAAGCCUCUGUCGAGCUCAGUUAAAGUUUCCACAGUACUGGCCCCAAAAUGUCAGUACCCUAAAGGGACAACUAUUAGUCAAAAGCUACUUGUUCGUAAUUUAUGGAAUGGGACAAAGAAUUGCCAAGCCACCUCCCCAGCAGCUCAAUUGAAGACGGAUCAUGUAUUCAAAGAAGGACAAGAAAUAGAAGGUUUUACUGUUACUGAAGUUGGACACAUUCCUGAGUACCACUUGACAGCUGUUCAACUUCUUCACAAGGAGACUGGUGCCAAAUAUUUGCACAUAGAUAGGAAGGAUACAAACAAUGUCUUUUCUAUCAAUCUUCGAACAACCCCUAUGGACUCAACUGGCUUACCUCAUAUUCUGGAGCACACAACAUUGUGUGGGAGUGAACGGUUCCCUGUGAGGGACCCUUUCUUUAAGAUGUUGGUUCGGUCUUUGGCUACGUUCAUGAAUGCCAUGACCGGCCCUGAUUAUACCAUAUACCCAUUUGCCACCCAAAACAAACAGGACUACUUCAACCUCAUGUCUGUUUAUCUAGAUGCCGUAUUUAGACCAAAGCUCUCAGAGCUGGACUUCAAGCAGGAAGGAUGGAGGCUCGAGCAUGAGGAUGUGUCGUCCAAAACCUCACCCAUUAUCAUCAAAGGAGUUGUUUUCAAUGAGAUGAAAGGAGUUCUCUCUGACAACACAAAUAUUUUCAUGGAACGCUUCAUGAAUUCCAUCCUGCCAAGUCACACUUACGCAAUCAACUCAGGAGGAGACCCCUUAGUUAUUCCAAAUCUAACUCACAAAGAUUUGGUUGCCUUCCACAAAAAUUACUAUCGUCCAGAGAAUGCUAGGUUGUAUUCUUAUGGAACAUUCCCGCUUCAUGAAACUCUAAACUAUGUCAGCUCAUACCUUAAAAAAAGCCAGGGUGAGAAUGUAGACUCAUCAGUUCCAUCAGAGCCAAGAUGGAAGGCCGAGAGGCGUGAGCAUUACUCUUAUCGACCAGAUACUUUAGCUGCAGAUCCAAAGAAGCAGUCGUCUAUAGCUGUUGGCUGGCUCACUUCUGACAUCAAUAAUGUCCAGGAAAACUUUGAACUAUCGAUUAUAACAGAGCUCCUUAUUAAGGGCCCGAAUUCUCCCUUCUACCACACUCUGGUUGAACCCAACAUUGGAGCUGGCUUGCACCCCAUUACUGGCUUCACAUCCCAAACCAGAGACACCAUCUUUGCUGUUGGUUUGCAAGGAAUGGACUCUGCAGAUUUUGACAAAGUGGUCUCAAUUAUUGACAAUACCUUGGCCGAUGUGGUUAAAAAUGGAUUUGAACAAGAGAGAGUUGAAGAAGUUCUGCACAGUAUUGAGUUGGGUAUGAGGCACCAGUCAUCCAACUUCGGUCUAAGUGUACUUUUUGGUUUGGCACCUCUGUGGAACCAUGGUGUGAAUGUUUUUGAUGCACUUCGACAAGCUGAUCAAAUUGCUAAACUGAAAGCUAAGUUGUCACAAUCUCCUACAUACUUACAGGAUAAGGUAAAAGAAUGUUUGGUGAAUAACUCUCACAAACUCAUUCUAACAAUGUCUCCAGACAAUGAUUAUGUAGCAAAACAGGAUAAAGCUGAAGCAGAAAUCCUGGCAGAAAAACUGAAGAAGCUUUCAGAGGAACAAAAGGAAUUGGUAUUCAAGCAAGGCCUCGAAUUGAAAGAGGCUCAAGAGAAGAAAGAUGAUCUUUCUGUUCUCCCUACUCUACACAUCAGUGAUGUUAAAGAUGACGUUGAACGCCAUCAACUACAGCUGGUCAAGAGCAACAAUGUCCCUAUUCAAUAUGCUGCACAGCCAACCAAUGGAAUCACUUACUUCCGUGGGAUAAUUAACUCAGCACAUCUUACAGAGGAGGAGAAGAAUCUGUUUUCUGUGUUUUGCAGUGUUGCUGCAAAAAUGGGAGUGAAAGACCACGACUUCCAUGAAUUUGACCAUCUGGUUCAAAUGAAAACUGGGGGCCUUGGCAUUGGCGUUCAAAGUGUCAAUCAUACGUCUGAUGUGGCUGCCUACGAAGAAGGAAUUUUGCUGAGUUCAUAUUGCCUGGAAAGGAACUUUGAAGCUAUGCUUGACCUAUGGAGGAAAUUGUUAUGCUCUGUCACAUUUGAAGAUAAGAACAGAUUAGAGACUCUGGUCAAUGACAUGGCCUCAGACCUGGUGAAUGGUUUGAUUCAUUCUGGACACAGAUAUGCUAUGUUGAGUGCUGGUAGUCAAAUAAGUCCACUAGCUCAGUACCAAGAAAUUUCUGGAGGGGUCACUCACAUAAAUAUUAUGAAAAAGUUGGCAGGAUCUGAUGUAGAACCUUUACUCUCUAAGAUGCAGGAAAUCGCAAAGAAAGUUUUUGUGAAGGAUAACCUUCGAAUUGCUGUUAACUGUAUGCCUGAAGUUCUCCAAGAAACAGAAGCUAAACUUGCGUCUUUCUUAGAAACCAUUCCUGGAACUCCAAACUCACAGCCUAAGAUUUGGACCAAUAAUGAACCUGUAAAUGAAACCAAUCAGCCUGGUAUUCAUCAUGUACUUCCAUUGCCUGUUAACUUUGCUGCCAAGUCAGUCUUGACUGUGCCCUACACUCAUGAAGAUCAUGCUGUCCUUCAAGUACUUGGUAAAUUAGUGUCUUCCAAAUAUCUUCAUCCAAAUAUUAGAGAAAAGGGUGGUGCAUAUGGAUCAGGCGUUGGAAUAAACCAGUCUGGUCUGUUAAAUUUCUUUUCAUACCGUGAUCCAAAUACCACUGCAACUUUUGAUAUAUUUGAUAACUCUUAUAAUUGGGUCAAGAAAAAUGAAUUUUCUGACAAAGAAAUUGAUGAGUCAAAACUUGGGUUGUUCCAGGGGCUUGAUGCUCCAGUGGCGCCCGGGUCAAGAGGAAAUCUCAACUUUGUCAACCACAUCACUUAUGAUAUGCUGCAAAAAUAUAGGUUGAGUGUCAAAAAUGUGACCCGGGAUAGAAUAUUAGAAGUAGCAGCUAAGUUCCUUAAUCCUGAAAGCAAGGUUAUUGCAUCACGCACUUUAAUAGGACCUGAAAAUAAGGAUAUUGCUUCUCGUCCAGGGGAAUCUUGGAAAUCUAUGUCUUACGAAAACUAACCAUCUGUUUUCCAUUUCAAUCCAUCAUUGUAUUUGCAUUUGAAACCAAUUUUUGUAUACAAGCUGUAAAUGUUAUGCAACUUUGUUGUAUCCUGAAUAAAUUUUAUGAUUAGUA
Thrips palmi is the source of this 3284-nucleotide messenger RNA. Its product is annotated as presequence protease, mitochondrial. The transcript has 11 exons. The record is from RefSeq and is a predicted model, not a curated record. NCBI's taxonomy places the organism in Eukaryota, Metazoa, Arthropoda, Insecta, Thysanoptera, Thripidae. Gene Ontology annotation, molecular function: metal ion binding. Gene Ontology annotation, biological process: protein processing. Bases 65 to 3169 code for a protein of 1034 amino acids. Gene Ontology annotation, cellular component: mitochondrial matrix.